AUGGAUGCUCAGAUUUUAUUCGUUUUCAAAGUUGGUCACAGUGUGUAUCGAAGACGGAAUCCAACACCGAACAAGACACACCACUGGCGCUGUACAGUAGAAAGUUGGAGCGAUCAAUAUCCACUCUCUGAAUUUGUUAAUAACGUCAUAUUCCAACUCCAUGAAACCUUCAAAAAUCCAAGGCAGGUUGUGCACAAGGAACCCUUUACCAUUGAAGAAGAUGGAUUUGGUAGCUUUCGCCUGUUUGCAAGGGUGUCCUUUUUGAACGUGUUUACUGACCUACACUAUGACAUCACCUUGUUCGAUAACCGUGAGCUUCACGCUUUUCGAACGGUACGUCUCGAUCCAAAAAGCGGUGACGAAUGGAUUCGCUAUUCUCAAUAUGGUGGUGUUUCCCUAUUUUACUUCCAACAGAUUCCCAUUCCUAAAUCUGCUUCUUCUUUGGAGAUUCUCCAGAAGGUUGUGGAACCUAUCCAGAUGUCGGGCUCAAAGUGUAACUAUACGGUCUCUUCCUUCUACCCUGAAAUAGCUGUAGCGGUUUUGGGCCCGUCAGUUCGAAUGUCCGGUCUCAAAUACGCCUCACCCAGCUUGCUGCGAAACCGGCCGAAUCGUGAAUCACGCACUCAAGCCCUGGCCAAUCUUGGUCUUCCUGACGCCUCAAACCCGCCUUCAUUGCCUCCCGUGGGUGUUCUGGCUCAUCCGCCUAGCCAUCUGCCCUCUUCCUUUAAGCACAAGAAGAAGCUCCAGCUGAAACACGAAGCACAGUUGCGUUUGGAGAAUCAGCACCAUAGAGAACCUGACAGCCCUCCGCAGACCCCAACAUCUUCGUCACUGCACAUGUCGGCACCACCCCCACUGCCACUAUUGCCACCUCCCACUAACUCUUCCCCUUCCUCUCAGUCUGCGCAGAAAGAACGCAUUGUUCUCCGACUUUUUCGUUCUGAUCUUCAAGGGAGCGCGGAGAAAGAGAAGCAAAAGAAGAAUGGAGGGAAACACAAGCACCGCCAUCGUCACCAUCAUCAAACCGAGCUUGAUCAACAGCAGCAGCAGCGAUCCCGACCAGAGGUAUGGUCGUCAACCAGCGGUCCAACUUCUCGCACUGUGUCUUCACAACUUCAACAUGCCUCGUUGGCAUUGCUUGAAAUUGUGGGGGAGAGAAAUCGACUACACCAAUCCUCUCCUUCAUCCAAACUCGAUGUGGAAAGCACUUCUUGCUCCUUGUUCCCGCCCGGUGAAGCUCCAGUGACGAAGGUUUCAUCUGUCAUCGAGCGUCAGAAGUCUUUUGACGCGCAGCAUGCUACGAUGGUUUGGAUUUCCAAGCUCAAUGGCGGACCUCAACCCCUCGUUUCCCCCCUGCCUCUGCACUUCAGUCCACGCCCUUCCCAAUCGUCACCGCUACCACAAACACUGUCGUCAGAGCAGCAACAACAGCAACAGAAAUUCUCCUUUGAGAAGGUGGGGAAGGUGUCCAAAGGGGAACGAAGCAAGGAAGGCAAACACUAUUAUCGAAAUCAGGAGCAGGGGAUCUCAAAACACGACUCUUCUCCCUCCCCGACUCCUACUUCGACGAGACAGAGUGCUCACGACCACAUGUCCUUAAGAGAUCUGAAACGCAGAUCUGACUGCACUGACGUUGACAGUAGCAGCAGCAGUAGUAGGAAGAUUCUCAGAGAGAAGAAACAUGAACAUAUGGAGAGUGUGAAGUCGUGCCGUCCUCAGGCACCAGAUCACUUAUCACCCAUGCGUUCCACUGUCUCCUCGGAUUCCACACCGCCGAUGUCCGGAGAAGCACCUGUUACAGACUGCCCGACCGCCGCCCCUCCCGCCUCCCCCGGCACAACCACAGGUACCGGUGACGAGGCCUAUCUGGACAAUGAGGAGUUGGAGCUAUUGUACGAUCGCAUCCUCCGUCUGGAGAAUGAGUGCAUGGCUCUCCGGAUGGCGGAGGUAUUGCGACGCUACUUCAGGCCUGGAGAGGAUUGCGGGGUUGAUGUACUCUCUCCAUCCGACGAGCUACCCGACUACCCGCAAAUCAUCGCCUUCGACAUGCGCAAAAUGCCUAUGGCGUGCAUCUUAGAGAUGACUCAGGUGAUUUCGGCUGAUGAAAGGAUGUCAGCGGACCGCCGUGCUUCCGCCGUUACUCGUGGUAUGACCUGGCUGCCCAGUAGAUGUCACCUACUUCUGGUCUUUCUGAUGGAACAGUCAGGAGAUGGUGGAAGAGAAGAGACUAGCGUGAACGAGGAUUGUGGUGUUGACAUGGGCGUCAGCCAGCUCACCGUCCUCUUUUCCCCUCCCUCCGCUCCAGUAUUACCGGGGAACUCGGCUACUGAUAAGCAAUCUACCCCCGCGCAAUUUCGUGUUUUGUAG
Echinococcus granulosus is the source of this 2367-nucleotide messenger RNA. RefSeq lists its product as hypothetical. NCBI's taxonomy places the organism in Eukaryota, Metazoa, Platyhelminthes, Cestoda, Cyclophyllidea, Taeniidae. The record is from RefSeq and is a predicted model, not a curated record. Gene Ontology annotation, biological process: regulation of DNA-templated transcription. The coding region runs from base 1 to 2367 and encodes 788 amino acids. The transcript has 9 exons. Gene Ontology annotation, cellular component: super elongation complex.